Molecule: messenger RNA, 9779 nt
Organism: Varanus komodoensis (Komodo dragon)
Lineage: Eukaryota; Metazoa; Chordata; Lepidosauria; Squamata; Varanidae
Gene: DOCK4
Product: dedicator of cytokinesis 4
Exons: 53
Coding region: 187-6366 (2059 amino acids)
Biological process (GO): small GTPase-mediated signal transduction; cell chemotaxis
Cellular component (GO): cytoplasm; plasma membrane
Molecular function (GO): guanyl-nucleotide exchange factor activity; small GTPase binding; GTPase activator activity
Source: RefSeq, a predicted model, not a curated record
GCAAUCAGAACAAUGACUUCUCCGCUGGCGCCUGAGGAGCAGCGGCUCUAACGCUAGUCCAGGGAGAUUUGCUGGCAGCCGCCGCCGCCGCCUGCUGCUGCCGCGGCCGCUCUGAGCCGGAGGGAAGGCGCAGCUACUACCGUCGUUGUUUGGAAAAGCGGGACCAAGAACCGCGCACUCUUUAGCAUGUGGAUUCCUACGGAGCACGAGAAAUACGGAGUGGUAAUUGCAAGUUUUCGAGGAGCGGUCCCACAUGGCUUAUCACUGGAGAUUGGAGACACUGUUCAAAUACUAGAGAAAUGUGAUGGCUGGUAUAGAGGAUUUGCCUUAAAAAACCCAAAUCUAAAGGGUAUCUUCCCGUCCAACUAUGUUCACUUGAAAAAUGCAUGUGUUAAGAACAAGGGGCAAUUUGAAAUGGUUGUUCCAACAGAAGAUUCUGUUAUCACAGAGAUGACAUCAACCUUAAGAGACUGGGGGACAAUGUGGAAACAACUUUAUGUGAGAAAUGAAGGGGACCUUUUUCAUCGAUUAUGGCAUAUAAUGAAUGAAAUCCUAGACCUCCGACGGCAGGUAUUAGUUGGCCAUCUCACCCAUGAUAGGAUGAAGGAUGUCAAACAGCACAUCACAGCUCGCUUGGACUGGGGCAAUGAGCAACUGGGACUAGACUUGGUUCCAAGGAAGGAAUAUGCUAUGGUGGAUUCAGAGGAAAUCAGUAUUACAGAGCUGUAUAGAUUGAUGGAACACCGUCAUCACAAGAAAGACACACCAGUCCCAGCAAGCAGCCACCAUCUCUUCAUUCAGAUGAAGAGUCUGAUGUGUUCCAAUCUGGGAGAAGAAUUGGAAGUAAUCUUUUCACUUUUUGAUAGUAAAGAGAACCGACCAAUCAGUGAGAGAUUCUUCUUAAAACUGAAUCGGAACGGCUUGCCAAAAUGUCCAGAAAAGCCAGAAAGACAUUGUUCCCUCUUUGUGGAUUUGGGAAGCAGUGAGCUCAGGAAGGACAUCUAUAUCACUGUGCAUGUUAUACGCAUUGGCCGAAUGGGAGCUGGUGAAAAGAAAAAUGCUUGCAACAUACAGUACCGGCGACCUUUUGGUUGUGCAGUCCUCAGCAUAGCAGAUCUAAUGGCAGGCGACACAAAAGAUGACCUUAUUCUUAAAGUAUACAUGUGUAACACUGAGAGUGACUGGUAUCAGAUCCAUGAAAACAUCAUCAAAAAGCUGAAUGCUCGUUAUAACCUAACGGGAUCCAAUGCUGGCCUAGCUGUUUCUCUGCAGCUGCUGCAUGGAGACAUUGAACAAAUCAGGAGGGACUACACAUCCAUGUUUACUCAUGGACUAUCGAUAACAAGGAAGCUGGGCUUUUCUAAUAUUAUCAUGCCAGGUGAAAUGAGAAAUGAUUUGUAUAUCACAAUAGAAAGGGGAGAAUUUGAAAAAGGAGGAAAAAGUGUGGCCAGGAAUGUGGAAGUGACAAUGUACAUUGUGGACUCUGGUGGCCAAAUUUUAAAGGAUUUUAUUUCCUUUGGCUCCGGAGAGCUACCAUCCACUGAAUUCCACUCCUUUGUGCUGUAUCACAACAACAGUCCCAGGUGGGCUGAGCUGCUGAAACUUCCCAUUCCUGUGGAUAAAUUCAGGGGAGCACACCUUCGCUUUGAAUUCCGACACUGUUCCACAAAAGAAAAAGGGGAGAAGAAGUUGUUUGGUUUUUCUUUCGUCCCUCUGAUGCAGGAAAAUGGAAGGACGCUGCCAGAUGGCACUCAUGAGCUCAUUGUGCACAAGUGCGAAGAAAAUACAAGUUUUCAGGAUUGUAGUCGCUACCUCAAAUUCCCCUUUUCAAAGGGGCAUCUCCUUGCAAACAACCACCAAGCAUUAAAAACCACCAAGGAAUCGUUCUGGAUCACAUCUUUCCUGUGCUCAACUAAACUGACACAAAAUGGGGACAUGCUUGACCUUCUUAAGUGGCGAGCCCAUCCAGAAAAAAUUGCAAGUUGCCUUUCAAAAUUGAAAGAAAUUGAUGGCUCUGAAAUAGUAAAGUUUCUCCAAGAUACACUGGACACUUUAUUUGGCAUUUUAGAUGAAAACUCUCAAAAGUAUGGAUCUCAAGUAUUUGAUUGUUUGGUUCACAUAAUUAACUUGCUGCAGGACAGCAAAUUUCAGCAUUUUAAGCCAGUUAUGGACACCUACAUUGAGAGUCAUUUUGCGGGAGCACUUGCAUACAGAGACCUCAUAAAGGUUUUCAAGUGGCAUGUUGAUCGAAUAAUGGAAGUGGAAAGGCAAGCACAUAACCAGGAAGUGCUAAAGGCGCAAGAAUAUAUAUUUAAGUAUAUAGUCCAGUCUCGGAAGUUGUUCUCCCUGGCUACUGGCGGACAAAAUGAGGAGGAAUUCUGCUGCUGUAUUCAAGAGCUUCUGAUGUCAGUGCGAUUCUUUCUUUCACAAGAAACCAAAGGGGCUAGUGCUUUAUCUCAAGCUCAAGCAAUCUUUCUCAACUCAUUCCCAGCUAUAUACUCAGAGCUGCUGAAACUAUUCGAUGUGAGAGAGGUGGCAAAUUUGGUGCGUGAUACUCUAGGCAGUUUGCCAACCAUCACAAAUGCAGAUGAAUCCCUUCAAGCUGUGAAACUCCAGUGCAUCGGAAAAACAGUGGAGAGCCACCUAUACACCAACCCAGAAUCCCGCUAUAUUCUGCUUCCUGUAGUUCUGCAUCACCUCUAUGUGCAUCUGCAAGAACAAAAAGAUUUGAUCACAUGUGCGCGCAUCCUUAGCAACAUAUUUUGCCUCAUCAAGAAAAAUAGCUCUGAGAAGUCAGUUUUGGAAGAAAUAGAUAUAAUUGUGAACAGUCUGCUGGAUGUGCUUCUCCGAACCAUCUUGGAGAUCACAAGCCGCCCUCAGCCGGCAGAAUCUGCAACGAAGCUUCAGUUUCAGGAUGUUACUGGAGAAUUUGUUUCAUGCCUGUUAUCAUUAUUACGACAAAUGACAGACAGACAUUACCAGCAACUACUCAACAGAUUCAAGACAAGAGAUGAACUGAGAGAUUUUUUGUUGCAGAUUUUUACUGUAUUUCGAAUACUGAUACGGCCAGAAAUGUUUCCAAAGGAUUGGACAGUGAUGCGUUUAGUUGCUAAUAAUGUUAUUAUUACAACAGUGUUAUACCUUUCGGAUGCCCUUCGUAAAAACUUCUUAAAUGAAAGCUUUGAUUACAAGAUUUGGGAUUCCUACUUCUACCUAGCUGUCAUUUUUAUCAACCAGUUGUGUCUUCAAUUAGAAAUGUUCACACCUUCGAAGAAGAAAAAGGUAUUGGAAAAAUAUGGUGAUAUGCGGGUGACAAUGGGAUGUGAGAUCUUCAGCAUGUGGCAAAAUUUAGGGGAACACAAAGUCCACUUCAUCCCAGCACUGAUUGGCCCUUUCUUGGAAGUGACGCUGAUACCUCAGCCUGACUUACGGAAUGUAAUGAUUCCUAUUUUCCAUGACAUGAUGGACUGGGAGCAAAGGCGCAGUGGCAACUUUAAACAGGUGGAAGCAAAACUGAUUGACAAAUUGGAUAGCUUGAUGUCAGAAGGAAAAGGUGAUGAAACAUACCGAGAACUCUUCAAUAGUAUCCUGCUGAAGAAAAUUGAACGUGAAACAUGGAGAGAAAGUGGCGUUUCAAUAAUUGCCACUGUAACCCGUCUUAUGGAGAGACUGCUGGACUACAGGGACUGCAUGAAAAUGGGAGAAGUAGAUGGAAAAAAGAUUGGCUGUACUGUCAGCUUGUUGAAUUUUUAUAAGACAGAGUUAAACAAGGAGGAGAUGUAUAUUAGGUACAUACAUAAGCUGUAUGAUCUGCACCUGAAAGCACAAAACUUUACAGAGGCUGCCUAUACAUUGUUGCUAUAUGAUGAGCUGCUGGAGUGGUCGGACCGGCCACUGCGAGAAUUUCUGAACUAUCCUAUGCAGACAGAAUGGCAGCGCAAAGAACAUCUUCAUCUCACUAUCAUCCAGAAUUUUGACAGGGGAAAAUGCUGGGAGAAUGGCAUUAUCCUAUGCAGAAAGAUCGCUGAGCAAUAUGAAAGCUAUUAUGACUACAGAAACCUCAGCAAGAUGCGGGUGAUGGAAGCCUCCUUGUAUGAUAAAAUUAUGGAUCAGCAGCGUCUGGAGCCUGAGUUUUUCCGAGUUGGAUUUUAUGGAAAGAAAUUUCCUUUUUUCUUACGAAACAAAGAAUUUGUUUGCCGAGGGCAUGACUAUGAGCGCCUGGAGGCUUUUCAGCAGCGGAUGUUAAAUGAGUUCCCACAUGCGAUUGCUAUGCAACAUGCCAAUCAGCCAGAUGAAACCAUCUUUCAAGCCGAGGCACAGUAUCUACAAAUCUAUGCAGUGACUCCAAUUCCUGAAGGCCAGGAGGUGCUGCAGAGAGAAGGCAUUCCAGAUAAUAUUAAAAGUUUCUAUAAAGUAAAUCAUAUCUGGCGAUUCCGAUACGACCGGCCAUUCCACAAAGGGACCAAAGACAAAGACAACGAAUUCAAGAGUUUGUGGGUAGAGAGGACUACACUGAUCCUGGUGCAGAGUUUGCCUGGAAUUUCUCGUUGGUUUGAAGUGGAAAAACGGGAAGUAGUGGAAAUGAGCCCACUGGAGAAUGCUAUUGAAGUACUGGAAAACAAAAACCAGCAGCUGAGGACCUUGAUCAGUCAAUGUCAGACUCGACAGAUGCAGAAUAUCAAUCCCCUCACAAUGUGUUUGAAUGGAGUCAUUGAUGCAGCAGUCAAUGGUGGUGUUUCCAGGUACCAAGAGGCAUUCUUCGUGAAGGAAUAUGUUCUGAACCACCCAGAGGAUGGAGACAAGAUCACAUGCUUGAGAGAACUGAUGCUUGAGCAGGCCCAGAUUCUGGAAUUUGGCUUAGCUGUGCAUGAGAAGUUUGUCCCUCAAGAUAUGAGACCUUUACAUAAAAAGCUAGUGGAUCAGUUCUUUGUGAUGAAAUCAAGUUUGGGAAUACAGGAAUAUGCUGCAUGCAUCCAAGCCAGUCCAGUUCACUUUCCAAAUGGAAGUCCCCGUGUCUCUAGAAAUUCGAUGCCUGUUUCUAUGAGUCCAGAUGGCGCCAGAGUAAUUCCUAGGCGAAGUCCAUUAAGUUAUCCAGCUGUCAACAGAUACUCUUCCUCGUCAUUGUCCUCUCAGGCUUCAGCAGAGGUCAGCAAUAUAACUGGACAGUCUGAAAGUUCUGAUGAAGUGUUCAAUAUGCAGCCAAGUCCAUCUACCUCAAGCCUGAGUUCUACUCAUUCCGCUUCACCUAAUGUGACCAGCUCUGCUCCAUCCAGUGCCAGAGGGUCACCUCUCUUGUCUGACAAGCUUAAACAUUCCAGAGAAAAUUCUUGCCUAUCUCCAAGGGAGAGGCCCUGUAGUGCCAUUUACCCUAAUCCUGCUGAGCCUUCACAGCCUGCAAACUCUUGCUUUGCCAAGUGGAAUGAGGCCUCCAUUCCGCGCUGCAUCAGAGAUUCACCAAGGGAGCAUGAGGAGCACGUAGGCCCAGUAUCUGCUCUCCCAGAGGCUUACCUGACAGGAAAAUCUCCUAAUCUGUCAACAACCUCAGUAGGCCCUGACAGGAGAAUUAUGUUCAAUCAUAUUGGAGAUACCGCCUUGCCUCGAAGUGAUCCUAAUUUGUCUGGUCCUGAGAAAGCUGUAAACAGCACUCCCAGCAGCUGGAGCUUGGAUAGUGGGAAAGAAGCCAGGAAUAUGUCUGAGAGUGGAAAGCUUAUGUCUCCUCCUGUGCCGCCACGCCCCACACAAACCGGUAUGUGUGUACAUCGCAAGCAGCCUUUUCUAUCUCCAGUGGUCACUUGUGUGGAGGGUUCUGCGUGCCACAGCAUGAAUGCAGCUCAGGUUUGGCUUCUCAGCAGAAAGCUAGGCCAAGAAUGGAUUGAGCCCAGUCCACAAGCAUCGCCAGCUCGACAUGUGACCUCAGUUUCCCCUUCUCCUGCUGGAAGAUCUCCAAUGAAGGGUUCAGUGCAAUCGUUCACACCGUCACCUGUUGACUACCAUUCCUCAGGGCUCAUUUCCAAUUCCCCAGUCUUGUCAGGAAGUUACAGCAGUGGGAUCUCCUCACUCAGUCGAUGUAGCACAUCUGAAACAUCCGGCUUCGAAACCCAAGUCCAUGAACACCCGGUAUCUAUUUCUAACUGCAAUGUUUCUGAGGAGCCAGUGAGAAAAGAAAGUAAGACUCCCCCACCUUACAGUGUUUAUGAACGGACAUUGAGGCGUCCUGUCCCACUUUCCAUUCCCAUUCCUACGGAUCCACCAGCGCUGCCACCCAAACCUCUCUUGGUCCGACCAAACAAUCUGGAAAGUAGCAGCAAGAGAACUGAACAUGUCCCUCGGCCCAGACCUCUUCCAAGAAAAGUGUCUCAGUUAUAAGAAAAGAAAAAGAGAAGUCAUUGUUGGUAAUGACUUAAGUGGAAAAAUACACAUCUAAUAUAGGCACUUUAAUAUUUUUCACAACUAUUAUUUCCAGUAACUUUUUAAAAUUGCUUAAUAUUAUGUUGCACAUUUUUGUGAAAUGAAAGUACUAACCUAGAAUGCCAGACAUUACAGUAAACCAGACUGAAAGAACUGCAAUAGCAUUAGGGUACAAUAAAUAUGGAUUCAUUCCAACUUGAAUCAGAAGCUCAGUUUUUGAACAUACUUUAAUCAAAACUAUAUUUCCCCUUCACAACUUCAUAUUAAUAUGAUACUGUACUUUUUUGAGCAUGCGGAAUAAUAUGGUUUAAACAAAGGAUAUAGAACAAAGGUUCCUGUAACUGUCUAAAUUUUUGCAAAUGGUUUGAAACUGUUUCUUUACCAUGUUUGAACCUAUUAAUUCUUGUACAUGAACAAAAAGAAUAAUAAUUCAAGUGAUGAUAUUGCCUUGGGAAAUUAUAAUGGUGUUGUAGUUGAGUUCAUGAAGCAAAAUACUUGUUUGGGUUGCUUUCUUUCUACUGACACAUGGAUCCAUUUUAUUAAAUGUACCUAUGUAUUUUUUUCAGAUAUAUGAGAUUUUGUUUAAGGACAAAAUGUUCAGCACUUUGGUACAUAACUCACAUAAUUUUCAGACAAUUUAUUUUAUUUGGGUUGUAAUUUACUUCACAAUUCCAUGCAGAACAGAAAGAACAUUGUAUUUUCCACAGAAAGUUGGUUGACACUAACAAUUCACUUUUUGAAAAUCCUUGGUUUGACAGAAAUAAAUUAACCCAUGAGUUGUUCUUGCGGCUCCAAUGUGUCCUAUUAACAGGGAUCCAGCAGCCAUUAUCAGUGCAGUAAACAGCAUAAAAGUAAGUAACUGAGUGCAAUCAUUCACGAGGAAUAACAGCAGAAGGCACUGAGUAUAGCAUUUGGCUCAAACAGCAGAAGAUCCCAUCUUGCCUAGUGAAUUGUUUUUGUUACCUAAUCAACCAUCUUGCCCAUUUUGAGACUCUGUUGUGAAUAUGCUGCUGCACUGCAGAAAUCUUAGGAGAUGUCUAGGAAAAGGCAGGUCCCUUUUCCUGCAGGGUCCUCACUACCUGCUGUGUGGUCUUGAUUGCUCACAUUCUUCUUAGCAGGGCAGUUUCCCUUCCAACCAUUUGCACUCUGGCAGAGAGAAGGAGUAGCAUGGCACAUGAAGGGCUUUAAUAGACAAAUUCAUGGGCUCUCAAGUUUUCCCCACUUCUUCAUCUGUGUAGUUUAAAGAAAGAAGCAGCAAAUAACUCCUGCCUCUGCCAUUUACAAUUGUUACAAUAGCUCUAUUCAAGUGCAUAUUACCAAUUACCUUUAGACAUCAUGGACUGACAAGAAAGGAACAGCACAGGGUGAAGGAGUUCUGCAUGGCAUGUUCUAAACUCUCAAAGCAAGAGAGCUUGAGAUAGGAACUCUGUACAUAUCAGGGUACAGAACAUCAGGUUGAACUUCCAGUCUUGCUCUCUGGGGUUCUUCUUCGUGGUCUCUGCACAUCACACACAUGGGCUUUCCACCUGCAUGGAGCAGGAAGAUUCUAUAGCUAAGCAUUAGAUUGGGUAGGAGCCCCUUCCUUCCUGUUCCUGACAUCCAUGGGAAGGGCUUCUGCCCAUUCCAUUUUGACCAUCUCCAUACCUGGAUUGGCUCCUCAAUUUGAGCAUUUUUUCCAGCAUUUAUUACCUUUCUCUCUCUACCACUUUCUACUCCACUUUCUACUCAGCCAUCAUCUCUCCAUGAACUUUGUUUAUACUCUUCACUCAUAAAAUCUCCACUCCCCCCCCCCCAUAUCCUGAUAACAGGUUCCACGCAGGUACAGAGCCCAUACAUGUGGUACACAGAUGACCACUCAAAGCACAACAGUUACAGGUAAGCAACCUGACUUUAUCCAGAGGAACACACCUCCUUCCCCCAGCCCUAUUCCCUUCUACCACAACCAUCAAUGGUUUAGUGAUGUCCCUGCUUUUGUGUAGUUUGUUCUCCAUUCUAAAUGGUUGAAAUGCCUUUCAUAAGGCUUGGUUACUGUCUGCAAGAGUUCUAAGCUAAAUAUGCUGAUGUUUUUGCCCAUCCCUUUUUUCUUCAGCCCCAUGAACAGUGGAAUGUGGGACCCAAGCACUUUUCUAAAAAGGAAUUCAGGGCCAAGCAAAACUUUCUUGCAUUGGAAUUUUGGCAUGGAAAUUGGUCAGAAGGGAGUAUAGGCCAGUGCAGAGAAAACAUUAGUCUGCAGUAAGAGGUAUCACUGUUUGUAGCCCCAAUUUCUGCAGCGUGCUUUGCCAGGAAGUGCCCUUACUCUUGCCAGGUGAUAUUCUAGGUGGCAUUUUGCUAGACAGCUCCUGCAGGGCCACUUGAAAACUUGCUUGCUUUCUGUACCUAACAAACUGAAACGACUUGUAUAGCAAUUUUUCUCUUUUUUUCCCCCAUUUACGUACUCUCUGUAACACCUGUUUGCCAUGCUAAGUAUGAUUUGUCUUUCUCAAUCAUACCGUUAAAAGUUAUCUCCCUGUUUUGUUGGGAAGUUUGUAUGGAUUUAACAGUUCGCCUUGUUGAUAGCUUAACUGGAACAUAGUGACCACUUUUUAUAUUCCCUCCAUGAAACCUUCAGCAGGUAUAUGCUGUUAAUGGUAGCUACAGAGGUUUUCUAUAAUAAAUGUUCAAAUAUUUUUGUACAUAACUGGUAAAUUUUAAUAAGGAGUACAACUAUGUGGAAAAAAGAAGCAAACAGUUGUGUAUGCAGUAAGAUUGUUAUAAUUAUGCCAAAUACUUUAUGUAAGUGGGGGACAUGGGGAAGAAUAUUUGUACAUAUAUGCUUUUAACAAUAAUUCUGCCAUAUUGAUUCUACAACUUUGAAUGUCAGAAAAAUAUUAAUAUAUGUUGAAAUAUCUAUGUUUAGCAGAAGUGUUUAUAACUGGAAAAGGAGCAUAUGAAUUUUAGCUUUGUACCUUGCUGAUUUUGAAGUCCUGAGAUUUCUUGAACUAGCUCUCGCUUUUGAUCAUAACAUUUUCGUGUCUGCAUAACCAGAUUUUCAAAGCUGUUAGCUAUAUAUUUAUGCUGGUUUUUUAAAAGCUAUUGUAAUUUAAAUAAAGUGUCACAAACUGGAUAACAAAUCCACAUUGAUCCCUCCCCACCUUAUACAUAGAGCUGAAUCCAUGUGUUGCCUGGUGCUUUCAGCAUAGUCUGAAUCAGUGUUAUUUGCUCCUCAAGUCAAUUUUUAAAAUAUAUUUGACAGUAAACAACAUUUUUACUCACGUGCACGUAUUACUGAUGUCUGCUUGGCAGCAAAACAUUUUAAUGUAGUUAAAUGUUUACAGAUGGUUAUACUGGUUGCUGAAGAACCGUAAAUACAAAAUAAAAUGGAUUGAUCUUCA